CGGAACGUUCGGCUCCUCCUUCAUGGGCCCACGUGAGCAGUGGGGAAACGCAGGGGCGGCUUCUAGGUGCUGCCGCCGCCACCGCCGCUGCCACCACCGCCUCGGAGCCCGGGCCUGGGGGGCGGUGGGGCCGCGCAUGGAGCCCCCGCCCCCCGGAGCUGCCAACACCACCGCUGCGCUACACACAGGUACAGAAACAGAGCCAGAGAGGUUGAGUAACUCGCUCAAGGUCACACAGCUAGAACAGGACAGGAGUACGAGGCUGGAGACCCAGAGAGAAGAACCCAUUUGCAAGGACAGACAGCUUAUUCGGCACAUUGGAUCACACAGAGGAAGAAUUAAUUCUGCCGGGGAGAUACCAGAACUUGAUGAUGUACCCCUGGGAUGGCGUGAGCGCUCGCCCAGCAAUGGACCCUUCUGUGACGCUGUGGCAGUUUCUGCUGCAGCUGUUGAGAGAGCAAGGCAAUGGCCACAUCAUCUCCUGGACCUCCCGGGAUGGCGGUGAGUUCAAGCUGGUGGAUGCUGAGGAGGUGGCCCGGCUCUGGGGGCUGCGCAAGAAUAAAACCAACAUGAAUUAUGACAAGCUCAGCCGGGCCUUGCGGUACUACUAUGAUAAGAACAUCAUCCGCAAAGUGAGUGGCCAGAAGUUCGUCUACAAGUUUGUGUCCUACCCCGAGGUCGCGGGGUGCUCCACUGAGGACUGCCCACCCCAGCCUGAGGUGUCUGUCACCUCCACUGUGGCAAAUGUGGGCACCACAGCUGUACACGCUGUCCCCGGGGACACUGCCUCUGGGAAGGCAGGCACACCCAGGGGUGCAGGAGUGGCAGGCCCGGGCGGCUUGGCACGCAGCAGCCGGAACGAUUACAUGCGCUCGGGCCUCUAUUCCACCUUCACCAUCCAGUCCCUGCAGCCGCAGCCGCAGCCACAGCCGCCCUCUCAUCCUCGGCCUUCCACAGUGCUCCCCAACACCGCCCCUGCAGGAGCAGCAGUGCCCCCCUCGGGGGGCAGGAGCACCAGCCCAAGCCCCUUGGAGGCCUGCCUGGAGGCUGAGGAGGCCGGCCUGCCUCUGCAGGUCAUCCUGACCCCACCCGAGGCCCCAAACCUUAAAUCCGAAGAGCCAAAUAUGGAGCCUGGGUUGGGCCGGCCACUGCCCCCAGAGGUCAAAGUGGAAGAGCCCAAGGAAGAGUUAGAAGCCUCAGCCACUGGGGAGGCGGGGUUUGUCCUGGAAGCCGUCAAGGCCGAGCCCUUUGAGCCCAAGGCCGAGCCAGAAGCCCCUCCCGCGGAGGGCGUGCCAGCCCGGCUGCCUGCGGUCGUUAUGGAAACUGCGGCGCCGGUGGGCGGCCUUGCGGCUUCCACAACUUCCAGCACGGAGAUCGCCCAGCCUCAGAAGGGCCGGAAGCCCCGGGACCUGGAGCUUCCACUCAGCCCGAGCUUGCUGGGUGGGCCGGGACCCGAACGGACUCCAGGAUCGGGAACUGGUUCCGGUCUGCAGGCGCCCGGCCCAGCGCUGACGCCUUCCCUGCUACCUACGCACACAUUGACCCCGGUGCUGCUGACGCCCAGCUCGCUGCCCCCCAGCAUUCACUUCUGGAGCACCCUGAGUCCCAUUGCACCCCGUAGCCCGGCCAAGCUCUCCUUCCAGUUUCCGUCCAGUGGCAGCGCCCAGGUGCACAUCCCUUCCAUCAGCGUGGAUGGCCUCUCAACCCCCGUGGUGCUCUCCCCAGGGCCCCAGAAGCCAUGACUGUCACCACCACCGCCACCACCCCUUUCUGGGGUCACUCCAUCCAUGCCCUGCACUUCUCUUCAGCCAGCCGUCUCAAGGAGAAACAUAGUUCAGCUGACAGACUCGUGCUGUGGUCGUGGUUGGGUGGGGAUUCUUAGGAAAAAGGAUCUCUCAGUAACCCUUCCACAGAAAACAUACAACUUCUCUCUUCUUGGUCAGUCCCCCAGUGGCCGCUCUUACACGUCCCUACUGCAGUGGUGGGGACGGUUUAUUUAUUUAUUUUUUGAAGGCCACUGGGAGGAGCCUGGCCCAACUCUUUGGGGGGGGGGAUUGGCGAGGGCAUCUCCCCCAUCUCCACAUUUUUUCCCCAAGAUGAGACAGUUUGGGGUCUGGCUUGAGAAGGAACUUUCUUUAUUUAUUUCUCAGGCUGCCCUUGGGGAGCUGAGGGAGCCCUGUCUCCAUUUUGGGGUGUGGGUAGAAAAGCUAGAUUGCUGUAGUUUAUUAUUCCUGGCCCUCCCCAAGGGUCCAGGAAGAAGUUCUGCCGUUUUAAAGGUUUGGGAGUUUCGGCCAAGGAAGACUCACACCCUUGGGAAUGGGAAUUUCCACCUCCCCGGCCUUUCUCUCAGACAGCUUGUCCUCUUUCAACCACCCUUUUUGGCCGGGGAGGAAUUGCCCCUUUUCUUCUUCCCCUGAGAAGCCAUUCCUGUGUCUGCCAAAUUCCUGGGGUCCUGCCUGUUACCUCCCAAUGGAGGGUUUUUUUGGGGAGUGGUCCCCGUCUGGGGGGCCCCUCCCACCAGUACUCCAGGUCUCCCUGUCCCCCACCCCCUGCCAUUUUGAUAGUAUAAUCUAUUUUUAAACAGGGCUUUUCAAUAGGGGAGAGGGAGGCAUCUCUUCCUAUAUCAGAUAGGGUGGGUGGGAAGGAAGGGAUUUUGGGGGGAGGUCUUCCUGCCGCCCCCAAGUGUUUAUUUUUGAUACCAAACGUGUAUUUUCAGCUCUCUCCCUCCCAGCCCCCCAAUUUCCUGCGGGCGGGUACAAAGGACCCUUUAAGUGUCCCUGGAGUUGGGAGGGAGGAAUGAGGGAUAUAAGGCCUGUCCUGUGUGAAUUCCAGGCUGGAGAAGGGCGGGUUCAAAGGACUCCUGGGUUCACCUCCCAUCAGCACCGGCCCAGCCUGGGCCUGGGGACCUGGGGGUUGGUGAUUUGGGGGACGGUGCUACACCUGUCUCCACUGUUUGUUUUACUUCCCCAAAAAUGGAUCUUUUUUUCUAAGAGUCCCAGAGAAUGGGGAAUUGUUCCUGUAAAUAUAUAUUUUUAAAGGUGAUGCUGGAGGCCGCUAGCAUUUUUUU
This is a messenger RNA of Mesoplodon densirostris (Blainville's beaked whale), 3067 nucleotides long. RefSeq names its product ETS transcription factor ELK1 (gene ELK1). Gene Ontology annotation, cellular component: nucleus. The transcript is spliced from 7 exons. The record is from RefSeq and is a predicted model, not a curated record. Lineage: Eukaryota; Metazoa; Chordata; Mammalia; Artiodactyla; Ziphiidae. Gene Ontology annotation, biological process: regulation of transcription by RNA polymerase II; cell differentiation. Gene Ontology annotation, molecular function: DNA-binding transcription factor activity, RNA polymerase II-specific; sequence-specific DNA binding. The coding region runs from base 369 to 1742 and encodes 457 amino acids.